CAUUCAGAGUCUUGGGACUGAUUUAGCACAAAGGCCCUGGAUACUUGAUCACUUGUUCAUGUUGUGCUUACCUGCAGUUACAGACCCACGGUGACAAGUCACCUGCGGCCCGCCUCUGCCUGAACAGGUGCAUCUGAUCUCCUGACUUACAGAGCCCUCUAAAAAUCAGAGCCUCUGGAUCCAUCCUUUCUCAAAGAGUUUAGUUCCAACUCAAGGUGCUCCAAAAUGAACCAGAGGACAAGAAGUUUUUCGAGAGAACUGCUUCUCAGAAAGGAGAUGGAGCACAUGUCUCCCAGGCUGAAAACCUUCCUCUCUGAACCCAUUGGGGAGAAGGAUGUGGCCUGGGUGGAUGGAAUCAGCUAUGAACUGGCCAUCAAUUUGGUCACCAAAGGUUUCGACAAGGCCUAUAUCCUGCUGGGACAGUUCCUUCUCAUGCACAAGAACGAGGCAGAGUUCCAGAGGUGGCUCAUUUGUUGCUGUGGGGCCACGGAGCAUGAAGCCCGCGAGAGCUCCACCUGCCUGAAGAAGUGGUGUUCCUACUUCCUGUAAACACCCGGGCCUGGCCGCUCUACCCCAGAUAAACGACUCAGUCACCACCUACACCCAG
Myodes glareolus (Bank vole) is the source of this 607-nucleotide messenger RNA. RefSeq names its product BANF family member 2 (gene Banf2). Gene Ontology annotation, biological process: chromosome organization. The record is from RefSeq and is a predicted model, not a curated record. Gene Ontology annotation, cellular component: condensed chromosome; nucleus. NCBI's taxonomy places the organism in Eukaryota, Metazoa, Chordata, Mammalia, Rodentia, Cricetidae. Gene Ontology annotation, molecular function: DNA binding.